This is a messenger RNA of Portunus trituberculatus (swimming crab), 6323 nucleotides long. RefSeq names its product calcium-dependent secretion activator-like (gene Cadps). The record is from RefSeq and is a predicted model, not a curated record. NCBI's taxonomy places the organism in Eukaryota, Metazoa, Arthropoda, Malacostraca, Decapoda, Portunidae. Gene Ontology annotation, biological process: synaptic vesicle exocytosis; dense core granule exocytosis. The transcript has 37 exons. Bases 262 to 4347 code for a protein of 1361 amino acids.
UUGUGGUGCGAGGGAGUUUCUGUGCAUUACUUGCGAGUGUGAGGGUGUAGGUGAGUGUUGGUGGUCUCUGUUCACCGUCGCGUCGGAUGUACAUUGACUUUGUGACAACUCAGCCCCUGCCUUGAAGACUCUGCCAAGUAAGAAUUGGAUGUUAAAGCUCUAGGAGACGUCCAUCGUCUACUAGUGCCUAAAACAACCCGUCAAACCGAAAAAGGUUAAAAGAGGUGCCGGGACACCCACGCCCCCACCCGCGCCGUCGUCAUGCUGGAACCAAGCAGCUCUGAGGAGGAAUCUGAGGCUGAGGUGCAGGAGGAAGUUCCUUCACGCCUGCCCUCUCGCCCAUCCGGCCCUCCCUCAGCUCACGACCAUCAUGCUACGGACGGAGGGAGUUCGGGGCCUACCCCGCAUCCCUCUCUGCAGGUGCCUCAGACCGGCACCCUCCCUAGACGGCCAAGCAUAAGAACCAGCCAGGGGUAUGAUACUAGAAGCGGGUCCCCGGGGAGCACCCUGAGUGUGGACACCCUGAGUGUGGGCGGAGGGUCGAGGGCCAACUCCCUGCCUCGACCCACUUCACCAUCGCCAUCUGUCAUGAGUGACAAGCCGCCAGCUCAGGAGGACCCAGCUGAGAAACAAGAACGCGAGGAAGAAGAGAGGAAGAAACGCCUGCAGUUAUAUGUGUUUAUUCUGCGGUGUGUCGCCUACCCGUUCAACGCCAAGCAGCCCACGGACAUGACCAAGAGACAGAUCAAAGUCACGAAGCAUCAACUGGACGUCAUUCAAGGGCGUUUCCAGAGCUUUCUGAAAGGAGAGCUGCAAAUAGCAGCAGAUGAAGCCUUCAUCAAUGCUGUGCAGAGUUAUUAUGAGAUCUUCCUCAAGAACGAGCGCCUCGCUUCCAUGGUGACUUCUGGUGCCUGCUCACAGCAUGAUCUGAGGGAGGUGUUCAAACAUAACGUGGAAAAAAGAGUCAGGUCUCUCCCAGAAAUUGAUGGCCUCAGUAAGGAAACCGUACUUACCUCCUGGAUGGCCAAGUUUGACAUGAUAAUAAAAGCAGGUGAAGAAGACAGCAAGAGACCAGGUCGGAUGCAGCAGCCCCUCAACAGUGAGCUUAUUAUGCCGAAAGAGCAACUCUUUGACAUGUUUCAACAAAUUUUAGGCAUCAAGAAAUUUGAGCAUCAGUUGCUCUUCAAUGCACUUCAGCUGGACAGCCAAGAUGAACAAGCUGCAGCUAUCCGGAGAGAGUUGGAUGGACGAAUGCAAAAGGUUGCAGAACUAGAGAGGAAUCGCAAGCUGAUGCCCAAGUUUGUGGUGAAAGAAAUGGAGUCCCUUUAUCUGGAAGAACUCAAGACCUCUAUAAAUCUCUUGAUGGCCAACCUAGAGAGUCUUCCUGUUUCCAAAUGUUCACAGGAAGGCAAAUAUGGGUUACAAAAACUCAGAAAGUACAAUCAUAGCAGGUCUCAGAGCUCGUUAAGUGGGCGUGAUAGUGACAGUAUGGACAACGAAGUGACGCUUUCCAAGAUGGAUGUUGUCCUGUCCUUCGCUCUUGAGGUGCUGGUGAUGGAGGUGCGGGAAAUCAAACACCUACCACCAAACAGAAUAGUUUACUGCACAAUGGAGGUGGAGGGUGGAGAGAAGCUACAAACUGACCAAGCAGAGGCAUCAAAACCAAUGUGGGAUACACAAGGGGAUUUCACUACUACACAUCCAUUACCUGGUGUUAAAGUAAAGCUAUAUACAGAAUCAGCAUCUAUGCUUUCCCUAGAUGAUAAGGAGCUAGGCAAGGUUGUUCUACAUCCCACUGCUAUGUCAUCCAAGGUACCUGAAUGGUACAAGAUGCAAGUUCCAAAAAAUUCACCUGAAAAUAAUCUUAGAAUUAAGAUUGCUGUCAGAAUGGAUAAGCCACAAAACUUAAAGCAUUGUGGGCAUCUGUAUGCUCUAGGGAAGAGUUGCUGGAAAAAGUGGAAGAAACGGUAUUUUUGUUUAGUGCAAGUUUCCCAGUACACAUUUGCCAUGUGUAGCUACAGAGAGAAGAAAAGUGAGCCCACGGAGAUGAUGCAGCUAGAUGGCUAUACAGUGGACUAUAUUGAGGCGGUGUCAGCUCAGCUUAUGGUUGGAAUGGAUCUAGAAGGUGGUAGAUUUUUCUUCAAUGCUGUAAGAGAAGGAGAAUCAAUACUUUAUGCAACAGAAGAUGAAAAUGAAUCUCAUCAAUGGGUGACAGCAUUAUACCGAGCCACAGGACAGGCCCACAAGCCCACCCCUCCUGUUAUGCCUCAAGGGAAGAAUUCUACUUUAUCAAAAAUUCAAGGAGAUGCUGACAAGGCAAAGAAGCAUGGAAUGGAUGAAUACAUUGGUGCAGAUCCUGUCAGAUUUGAUCAUCACAACCUUUUUAGAAUUCUACAAGGACAAACACUAGAAUAUCGUCUUGUUGAUCCAUACUGUUCUCUAGGAUGGUUCAGUCCUGGCCAGAUUUUCGUGUUAGAUGAGUACCAGGCUCGAUAUGGUGUGAGGGGAUGCUACCGACACUUGUGUUAUCUGGAAGAUCUCCUAGAUCGUGCUGAGAAAGGCCAGAUGAUUGACCCAACCCUGAUUCACUACUCCUUUGCCUUCUGUGCCUCCCAUGUACAUGGGAAUAGCCCCGCCGAGGAUGGGACAGUGUCAGUAGGCCAAGAACAAACUCAAGGCCCAAUAGCCCCUAACGUACCAUUUCCAACAAGACCUGAUGGUGUGGGGACCGUCUUGGCAGAAGAGAAGGAGCGCUUCCAACACAUCAAGGAGAGACUAAGAGUCUUACUUGAACACCAAAUUACAAAUUUUAUGUAUUGCUUCCCAUUUGGUCGACCAGAAGGUGCCCUUAAAGCCACAUUAUCCUUACUUGAACGGGUGUUGAUGAAGGAUAUAGUUACUCCAGUUCCCCCUGAAGAAGUGAGAGGCAUGAUCAAGAAAUGCCUAGAAAAUGCUGCUCUCCUUAACUACACUCGCCUCUCCGCAGAAACCAGAAUAGAGGGUGGUGAAUCAACCCUCCAAGAGGAUCUCAGUGGUGAGAAUGCUGUGUCAGCUAGCAGAAAACUGGAUGACCUAAUCCACUUGGCAGAACUUUGUGUUGACCUCUUGCAGCAGAAUGAAGAACAUCAUGCUGAGGCUUUCAGAUCGGAUAAAGCAUUUGCAUGGUUCAGUGACCUCUUAGUGGAGCAUGCAGAGAUAUUCUGGUCCCUGUUUGCUGUGGACAUGGACCAAGUAUUAGCAGAACAACCUCCAGAUACUUGGGACUCCUUCCCACUCUUCCAGAUAUUAAAUGACUACCUAAGAACAGACGAUAACCUAAAAAAUGGACGGUUUCAUCAACAUCUCAGAGAAACAUUUGCUCCAAUGGUUGUUCGAUACGUUGAUCUGAUGGAGUCUUCAAUAGCCCAAUCAAUCCACAAAGGCUUCGAGAAGGAACGGUGGGAGAAUAAGGGGAAACCUUCAUCUCCGUCGGACUUGGAACCUCCCAAAAAAGUGGAUCCAGUGGUGCUCGCCAGAAAUGGGUGUGCAACCUCUGAGGACCUAUUCUGGAAGUUAGAUGCCUUACAGUCUUUCAUUCGAGACCUUCAUUGGCCAGAUCAUGAUUUUGCCAAACAUCUUGAACAAAGGUUAAAGUUGAUGGCAUGUGAUAUGAUUGAGUCCUGUAUUACAAGGACAGAUCAAGCCUUCCAACAAUGGUUAAAAAAGGGCACCGGCUUUGUCUCCACAGACUACGUGCUCCCAUCUGAAAUGUGUGCCAUGGUCAAUGUUAUUCUUGAUGCCAAAAAUCAGUCUUUCAAACUUUGUGCUGUGGAUGGAGUUGAUGUGCAUCAGUAUCACACCAAAAUUGACGACCUCAUUGAAAGAACCAGCACAUCCAUGACUCAGGGAAUGGCAGACAAGCUGCUUUCAGUACUUGAUUCAGUUAUAUCCAAACUGGGCAGGUACGAUGAAGGCAGCUUCAUUGGGUCAAUACUGUCUUUUACGUACCGUCAGAAUGUAAGUGGAUCAGGAAAAGAGUUGGGAAAGGCAUACAUCAACUUUGCCAGGAACUCUAUGGACCAGAUCAGACAAAAAGUUAAUGAUGAGCUCUGGAUUCUCAACCUGUUUGAGCAAUGGUAUGCAGCACAAGUCACGAUGCUUUGCUCAUGGUUAAGUGAAAGACUAGAUCACAACCUGCACCCUUAUCAGUGUACCUGUUUAGCCCACAUUGUUAAGCUCAUUUUCUCAGAUUUCACAGCGUAUGGGCUAGGUCAUGAACAAACUGGGAUUCAGGCCUACGUAGUGGUGAGUCAGCGAGUGGAAGCAGAGUACCAACGGCUUGUACGAAGUGGCAAACUCAAGGAAUAAGUCAUCCCUUCCCAUCUACAAAAAAAAAAAAAAAAAAAAAAAAAAGUCACUGUUGUUGUCUUAAGCUUAAUGAUAACCUAUGGCAGGAAAUGUUCUAAGUGUCAAUAUCUGAGUCUAUAACUAAAAUCUUGGUUGAAACAUAAGAUUAGGUUAGAAAUUCUAAAAGAGAAGAGGUAAAAAAAAUAGAUAUUUUAGAUUUGACUAUCACUGUUCAGUAAAACAGUUAAUAUUUAUAACACAAAAAUUACCUCAGACUACUGACAGUUGAUUUAACAUCUAUGUGUCUAUAGGCCUGCUAUUGGCCCCAUGUAGAUUCUUAGACUGGAAUGGAAAAGGUGGAUGCUGACAGCAUACUUUUCAUGUAUAAUCAGAUUCUUUAGAAAGUUUGAUAUAUUAUAGUUUUCUUCUUAAUCACACACCAUAGUAUUUUAUUUUGGGCUCUUAUUUUGACUUUCAUUAUUUGCUGUUGAAAUAUUUUGUUUUCUUAACUCUGAUAGCAAUUUACCCAAGUGUUAUGUUUUGUUUUUGCUGGAUUUAAAAAAAAAAAAUUACUUGUGUAGAUAAAAACUAUUCAUGAUUGCUGCUCAAUAAUCAUAAAAAGUAAAACAAUCUGUGUUUCACUGCAGAGAAUCAGUUACAGUGGUGCACCAAGUUUCAUAGUAUCUUUAUUCACAAAUCACUGUUUUAUGGCAACUCACAUAUUCUACAAUUAGACAUGAAAAUAACAUACUUGCUUACGAAGGUAAUGCUGUUGCUGUAUUCCCCUGUAUUCUUUAUUUUCAUCUCUCAUCCAAAUUUUUUUAUUUGGUGAUAAGAACAGAAUUAAUUAUCAUUAGCUGCAGAUAGAAGUGUGCUUUUGUUUCAGUCAGUGCUUGAUAAUGAUUAACCAUAUGGCCAGCUUGGUUUCUGAUAUUCAAAACAACUUGAAUUUAUAUGAGUCACGGUAUGCAAGAGGUAUAAUUGCGUGUAAAGCUUAUCACUGAUUACUACUAUGAAAACGGUCAAAAUGUGUUACUAUUGUGUAUCAAAUGAAAGGUCUGAAAUAGUGCUAUCAUACCAUGUGGUUUUUAAUAUUUUUUUUCUUUUUUUUUUUUUUUAGGGCUGCAAAUUUUACUCACCCCCAACUUUGCAAUUUUAUAGAGUGUAUGAUAUAAGAGAUAUCAUGUUAAAAAAUUAUGUGUUAAGGUUCACUUUCAUCUGUUGUAUUAGUUGAGAUAUUUAAGUUCAUUAUCAGGAACAAUACCUUAAUGUUCCUGACAAUGCCCUUAGCAGAUUUACAACCCAAUAAAUCCCCAUCCAACCCAAUAAUAAGAGUUGACUGGGGAUGUAUUCCUGAUCCUUCCACCCAUGAACAAGGUUGGUGGUCACAGUGGUGAUGGAAUAUACUGUGACUCUUGAUGACAGGCACUGUCUAGAAGUAGUCUUUCCUCUUUUGCUGGGGCUGAGCAUGCCAGAUAUCCAUAUCAGCAUUGAGUUGAGGCACCACAGCAACAGGGGAAUCAACAUGUUCAUUACUGGAUGAGACAUAUUUUUAUAAACAAUGAAAACUGCUGAGAAUCAGGACAGUAGCGUGCAUGGUAAAGGCAAAGGCUUUAUGGUGAUACAUCACACGUAGUGGGAGAAUGACAACAAUAACACACCACACCAGGCUGUGAUUGACCAAGCAUUCAUGUGAGUAUGGCUAAAUGUUCUGUGUUAAUUGGGUCAGGCACAUGCCAACACAUGCAAUGCUUGUCCCUCUUGCAUACAGGAGAGAGAGUUAGUCUGAUCAACACUACGACCCAAAUCAGGUCACUUUAGGCCUUAGUUUAACCAUCAAGUUCAUCGGAUUUCCUCUGCCUGACCCUUCCACAUGAUAAUCACACCCUUAAACAAAUUCUCACCCUUAAUUCAAAACCUCAAGAUUUGAGGGUUAUCUCCUCUCUUGCACACUGUGCCUCACAUAGUGAGACUACAAUUAAACCAUACCAAAUUGU